AUGGAUGCUGGUUCAAAAAAAGUUGCUGUAGGUGUACUGAUAACGGUUGGUGAAUCUAAUGUCGUCGUUUUGGUUGCUGAGGCUGUUGCUUUACGAGUUGAAAUUGUUCUUUUUGAUGUCAAUGUAACUAUUAAUGUCGCCGUCGCCGUUGUCGCAGGAGUUGUCGCAGUUGUUGCAGAAGAAGUUGUGGGUGAAAUGGCUGUCACUGUUGUUGGACUUGUUCUUGUGAUUAUUGAUGCUGAAGUAAAACAA
This is a messenger RNA of Cylicostephanus goldi, 252 nucleotides long. Lineage: Eukaryota; Metazoa; Nematoda; Chromadorea; Rhabditida; Strongylidae. The record is from the annotation of a GenBank genome assembly.